AUGCUGAGCUUCUUUCGUAGAACCCUUGGGCGUCGGUCAAUGCGCAAGCAUGCUGAGAAGGAAAGACUCCGAGAAGCACAAAGAGCUCCCACACACAUUCCUGCAGCUGGAGACUCAAAAUCCAUUAUCACAUGUCGGGUAUCCCUUCUGGAUGGUACUGAUGUUAGUGUGGACUUACAGAAAAAAGCCAAAGGACAAGAGCUAUUUGAUCAGAUUAUGUACCACUUGGACCUGAUUGAAAGUGACUAUUUUGGACUGAGAUUCAUGGAUUCAGCACAAGUAGCACAUUGGUUGGAUGGUACGAAAAGCAUCAAAAAGCAAGUAAAAAUUGGUUCACCGUAUUGUCUGCAUCUUCGAGUUAAGUUUUAUUCCUCAGAACCAAAUAAUCUUCGUGAAGAGCUAACCCGGUAUUUGUUUGUACUUCAGUUAAAACAAGAUAUUCUCAGUGGAAAAUUAGAAUGUCCCUUUGAUACAGCAGUUCAGUUGGCAGCAUAUAAUCUACAAGUUGAACUUGGUGACUAUGAUCUUGCUGAACAUAGUCCUGAACUUGUAUCCGAGUUCAGGUUUGUGCCCAUCCAGACUGAACAGAUGGAGCUGGCUAUAUUUGAGAAAUGGAAAGAAUACAGAGGUCAAACACCAGGACAAGCUGAAACCAAUUAUCUAAACAAAGCCAAAUGGCUAGAGAUGUAUGGGGUUGAUAUGCAUGUGGUCAAGGCUAGAGACGGGAAUGACUAUAGUUUGGGAUUAACUCCAACUGGAGUCCUUGUUUUUGAAGGAGAGACCAAAAUUGGCCUGUUUUUUUGGCCCAAGAUAACCAGAUUGGAUUUUAAGAAGAAUAAAUUAACUCUGGUGGUUGUAGAAGAUGAUGAUCAGGGCAAAGAGCAGGAGCAUACAUUUGUCUUUAGACUGGAACAUCCUAAAGCUUGCAAACACUUAUGGAAAUGUGCUGUGGAGCAUCAUGCCUUCUUCCGCCUUCGAGGCCCUGUCCAAAAGAAUUCUCAUCGAUCAGGAUUUAUUCGACUAGGAUCACGAUUUAGAUACAGUGGGAAAACUGAGUAUCAGACCACAAAAACCAAUAAACCAAGAAGAUCAACAACGUUUGAAAGACGGCCCAGUCAGCGGUAUUCUCGAAGAACUCUACAAAUGAAAGCAAACACAGCAAAACCUGAAGAACUCAGUGUUCACAAUAAUACUUCAACCCAGAGUGAUGUCUCCCAACAGGCUUGGGGUGUCAGACCUACUGUACCUGUGAUGCCUUCCUCCCCUUGUGGUCCUGUGCUGAUAGAGAUCGAGACUCUUCCAAGGGAUCCUGGAGUAGACCUGAACGACAGGAAAUGUUUGCCUCUGAAUAUUAAUUUGCUAGAUAGCCCAGACUUACUGGAAACAACCAUUGAUGACAGAAUUGGGACACCUGGCGCUAUGCAACCAUCUCAAGCACCAUCGGAAAUUCACUUUACUCCCAAGCAGACUGGAUUCCAGGAACUUGAAGUUGAAUGUGGGACCCUGAAAGAUGUCUCGGAGAAAUUCAAACAGCUUGAGAUGGAAACCACUCCUUUGGCAGCCUCACUUCCCAGCAUAGACGUUAACGUGAACAACCAGGUGGAAGUAGUGAAGCUGACUGAGAAAUGUCUUAAUAAUGCAAUCGAGAGCCCAGGAAUGAAUGCCGUAAGAGUCCCUCCUGACUUCAAGAGUAACAUUUUGAAGGCUCAAGUAGAAGCAGUGCAUAAGGUUACAAGAGAAGACAGCUUGUUAAGUCAUAAAAAUUCCAGUGUUCAGGAUGUUGCUGCAAACAGUGCUCCAUUCAAUGAGAAUAAAACGUCCCUCCCCAAAGAUCCUCUUGUUUUGCUGCCUACCACGCCUACAGAAAAUGGUUCUGUUCUAAAGGAUGCUACAGAUGAAUUGGAUGCCUUACUUUUAUCUCUAACUGAGAAUUUAAUUGACCAGACCACCAUACCUCAGGUAUCUGCAGCAUCCAUGAUCACACCCCGUUGGAUUGUGCCACAGAGUGGUGUCGUGUCUAAUGGACUUGUAGGAGAUGGGAUGGCCUUGGCUCAGAAUGAGGGGUAUGAUAAUAAAGAAGCAAUCUCAUUGAUCUCUCCCCCAGCACCAUUCUUAGUGGAUGCUGUGACCAGCUCUGCUCCGACUUUGGCCAAAGAAGCCUUCUUGAAGCAGAAGUGUUUACUGACCACUGAGCUCUAA
Messenger RNA from Chrysochloris asiatica (Cape golden mole), 2199 nucleotides. RefSeq names its product erythrocyte membrane protein band 4.1 like 5 (gene EPB41L5). Gene Ontology annotation, cellular component: cytoskeleton. The transcript is spliced from 24 exons. The record is from RefSeq and is a predicted model, not a curated record. NCBI's taxonomy places the organism in Eukaryota, Metazoa, Chordata, Mammalia, Afrosoricida, Chrysochloridae. Gene Ontology annotation, molecular function: cytoskeletal protein binding. The coding region runs from base 1 to 2199 and encodes 732 amino acids.